Messenger RNA from Pseudoliparis swirei, 8569 nucleotides. RefSeq names its product unk like zinc finger (gene unkl). Bases 14 to 2428 code for a protein of 804 amino acids. Gene Ontology annotation, molecular function: metal ion binding. The transcript is spliced from 16 exons. Lineage: Eukaryota; Metazoa; Chordata; Actinopteri; Perciformes; Liparidae. The record is from RefSeq and is a predicted model, not a curated record.
GUUUUGACUGAAAAUGCCGUCGGUUUCGAAAACGGCGGCCAAUGCGUCUCCUCAAACCGAGAAACCUUCCCACUAUACAUACUUAAAGGAGUUCAGGACAGAGCAGUGCCCGUUGUUCCUCCAGCACAAGUGUACGCAGCACAGACCGUUUACGUGCUUUCAUUGGCAUUUUCUCAACCAGCGGCGGAGACGACCCAUCCGAAGAAGAGACGGCACGUUCAACUACAGCCCCGACGUGUACUGCACGAAGUACGACGAGACGACAGGCAUUUGCCCCGAUGGAGACGACUGUCCUUAUUUACACCGGACGACCGGAGACACGGAGCGCAAAUACCAUCUACGCUAUUACAAGACGGGCACUUGCAUCCACGAGACGGAUGCUCGAGGCCAUUGUGUGAAGAAUGGACUCCACUGUGCGUUCGCUCACGGGCCACAUGACCUCCGACCUCCUGUCUACGAUAUCAGAGAGAUUCAAGCACAAGAGGCCCUUCAAAAUGGCCAGUUGGGAUCAGGGGAAGGUAUUCCUGACCUGCAGCCCGGUGUGUUGGCCAGCCAAGCUAUGAUUGAGAAAACUCUGACGGAAGACCCCCGGUGGCAAGAUACCAACUUUGUUUUAGCCAACUACAAAACGGAUCAGUGCACGAAGCCCCCGAGACUAUGCAGACAGGGCUACGCCUGCCCCCACUACCACAACAGUAGAGAUCGAAGACGGAAUCCAAGAAAGUUCAAAUAUCGGUCGACUCCGUGCCCGAAUGUGAAGCACGGGGACGAAUGGGGCGAACCCUCCAAGUGUGACAGUGGAGACGGCUGCCCGUACUGUCACUCUCGCACCGAGCAGCAGUUUCACCCAGAGAUCUACAAAUCUACCAAAUGCAAUGAUAUGCGACAAACUGGAUACUGCCCCAGGGGACCGUUUUGUGCUUUUGCACAUGUAGAAAGAAUUCCCUCUACAGAGGAGACCAUGAGCUCACUGCUCACGGUGAUCCAGACCAGCUCACAGGCCCAGCUGGGCUCUCAGCAGUACUCUGAGUGCGCCGGCAGUGAGUGGACCAGCGGAGGCAGCUCUGCAACCAGUAGCAACGGACAAGUAGGAAGUGUCUCAUGUUCUAAUAGCUCGCCUGUAACGCCAAGCUCAGGAGUUAACCACUUGUUAUUCCCAGUGGGGUCCGCCGGCAGGCCCCGCCCCUUAACUAGUCGUAGUUUAUGCGCCGCCACAUCCAGCGUCUCGCCUCUGACGCCUAACUAUCCUAGAGCUCCGGGCUUUGAACAGAUGAAGAACAAGGGACAGGUGGAUCUCAAAUUAACGGACCAAGAAAAACAGACACAAAACGCGGUGUUCUCUGCGGCGAACCCGUUGGCGUCGAGCUUCACCUCCAGCGUCACGUCCAGCUUGGCCUCGAGCGUCGGCUCCAACAGCUCUUCGCCCACCACCUUAUCCACCAUGAAUGCAAAGGCCACGCCUUUCUACCCGGGGAGCAACACGGUGGAGUCCGUCAUCGGAUCGGCGUUGGACCUCAACUUCAGUGACAUUGACGUGGCGUCUCUGGAGAAGGAGCUGGAGGAGCAAGACGACAGCGUCGGGCUGGCGAGUCAAAGGUUGCUCGCCGGCUCGGCCCCGGUCAACAUUCCCGGCUCCCUGGCGCGGUCGUCGUCGUUCCACUCGUCGUCGUCGCUCUCCACCUCGCCGCUCGGCUCCCUCUCCCAGUCGCUGUCGCAGUCGCUGCUGUCGGCGACGCUGUCGCAGCGGAAUCACUCAUCAAACGUGCUGGCCAAGCAGGAGCACGGCCUCCUGGGGACCCUCAGCUCCUCUUCCCAGAAUUCAUUGGGCUUGAACGGCGGGGCGAGCAGCAUUUGGGACUUUGUGAGCGGCAGCUUUUCCCCCAGUCCGUCUCCAGUGUUCAGCAGCCUCACCGCGGCCGCCGGCAGCGCCGACCUGGCUCGCCUCUUCAGAGACCUGGACGAGGCCAAGAGGAAGAUCAAGCAGUGGGAGGAGGCCUGGCAUCAGGUCAAGCAGGCCUGCGAAGCGUGCCAGAAAGAGACGCGCGACGCGAAGGAGCGAGCGAAGGCGUCGGAGGCGGAGCGUCGGCUGGCGGAGCAGAAGUGGGAGGAAACGGAGCGCAGGCGGAAAGAGCUCCAAGGGGACUUUGACGUGCUUUGUCGCACCCCGGGGACUCCUCUCCUCCGUAGCUAUAGAGAGCUGGACAAGCUGCCCUUGUCCAAGCUCCACUCCAUCCAGAGUCGGCUGCGUAAUGACCUUGACCUUAUAGACGGGGUAAUUUAUCAGCUUCAGUCAAAGAAAUGUGUAGUUUGCCAAAAGCAUGACCGCUGCGUCGUGCUGCAGCCGUGCCAGCACUACGUGCUGUGUGAGAGCUGCGCGCCUAGUAAAACCCAAUGUCCCUAUUGUAGAACAAAAAUACUCAAGUGGUGAUGGGAAAUGACUCCGAGGUACUAUUUAACAAGAUUUAGCCCUUUUGCAAGAGAAAAAAAACGAAUAGAUAUUUACAUUUUCUAAAUGGCAAUGUCUGUUUGCCGUACGGUGAUUUAGAAUACGACGGAUGUUUGACUGAGAAAGCAAAAUAGUGUUAUGAAUCAGAUUGUGUACGUGGGGAUUUCAUCAUUUCUAGCUUUUUGCUCAUUUUAUGUGCUCGUUAACUUCCUGACUGCAAAGCCACGCACUCGCUUGAGGAUAUUAAAUUAACUCGUUGUGCCCUUUUCCUCAAAUGACAUACUUUGUUUACAUUUGUCAGCGAUGUGUUUUGGGCUAACACGCAAAGCCAACCUGACAUGCAGCUCACACGGUUAAUUAAAACAAAUGACACGCAAACGUCGUCGACUCAAAAGACGGAACGAGAGUGAGUCGGUAUGUCCUCCUCCGGGAAAUACUUUGGAAAUAUUGUGACUCAAACUCUGAUCUCUUUCAAGUUUCAUGCACUUAAAGUCCUUCAAAGGCUCCAGAGGAAAUGUAUAUUAACAGAUUAUUAUAUUUGGAGAAAGGAAACUCACUCGCUGUAACUUCACUCUUGAAUCUUCACUGAAGAGUUCUUGUUUUAAUUGGAGAUAAAUAAAUUUACAAAACAUGCGUUUCUCUCAUACUCUUAAGUUUAAUGGUCAGUUUUCAGUUAUUUUGAUGGUUUGGGGGGGGGGAAAUGUUGAUAAACCGCAUAUAAUCUCAAAUGCAAAGAAAUCAACGAGUUAACAUUUUAAGACGUACUGCCACGACACGUUCGGCGAUGUGAAACAUAAAAUGGGCAAAACUCAAAAGGCUUUUCAAUUGUUAAAGAGGAACACAAUAAAUCAAACAAAUUCACACUUUUGGAAGCUAAAUGAAACGGUGCAUUCAAAACUAUGGGAGUAAUGACAACAAAAAGUAAUCCGUGGCCAAAAUAUUGUCCGACUACAGAGACUGAAUUGAGGCGUUGGUGCUGGAACACACCCGCACCUCCACGCAACGCACCUCUGUGCUCCUCUUUCAACACAUUUUCAUAAACAUCUUUUUAAAAGCGAGCGGUCAAGCAUCAUUUAAGUUUGAUUUGUUAUUGAAGCACUUUGAUGACUGGGACUUUAUUAAAGGUUAUAUAUAUAGACAUCUGCUUUAAGCUGCUUUUGUAGUUAUUACGCUUGUUUUUCUUUUCUUUUUUUAAGAUUUUAUAUAUAUUUCUUUUCUAUAUAAGCUAAUGUCUGAAGCUCUUCGUGUGUGUGUGUACUGUGAAACAUCGUUUGGAUACUUCAUGUUUCCUUCUUGUAAAAUCAUGGCUUGGUUCUACACAUUAAGACUUCCUAGAAAAGUACUUCCUAGUUUCUACUUUCAUAGUUCGAUUUAUAUAAAAUUCAAUCAAAUAAGUGCAAAUUUAAAAAAACUGCAUUUAGCCAUAACCAGCAGCUGUAAUAUCAGAAAGGCACAUGCUACAUGUUGAGGCUGUAAUUCAAUCAGUUAGAUUGGUCUGUAGAGAUUUAUAUCGCCGGUCCUCUUAGAAACGCAUGUCUUGUAGGGCUGCAACUAACGAUUAUUUUGAUAAUCGAUUAAUCGGUUGAUUAUUUUAUCGAUUAAUCGGAUAAAAAAACAAAAAAACAUUAAUUUUCAACCCUUUAUUCAAAACAGGGUCCGUACGGUCAUGGAAAACCUGGAAAAGUCAUGGAAUUUUACAAUGGCUAUUAGCAGGCCUAGAAAAGUAAUUGAAAAAAAUAAAAUUCCAAAAUAUUUGGAAAAGUAAUGCAAAUUUGUUUUAUUCAAAUGUUAAUUUACACGCUAUAUAUACGGUAUGCUUUGGAAUUCUCAUUGAUAGUUUAAAUACUACAUCUUCUCACUUUGUCACGUAUAGACCGAGUUUUCACAAAAUGUUUAAUCAUGGAAAUUUGGUUUAGUCAUGGAAAGGUCCUGGAGAUCCACUGGUCAGCAUGUGGAUGAACCCGUCACAAACAGACUGACAGCUUUCCUCUCCUGAGCAGUGGUCCCCAUGUGGCCCCCUGAACAAUAUCAGAGACGCGUUCCGAUUUAUUAUUUUUUUCACCUGGCCCGCUGCCGUUGAGAUUGCAGUGAGACGCGGAAAAAAUGUGAAGUGGUGCUCUUCGCAAUAAAACAUCUUUGAAGGGACGUGUCGAGUCUCGGCCAAUCAGCGUUCAGAUAUCGACAGCGUUUGGGAAGUUAGGUUAGCUUGAAUGUUAGUCCGCUACAUCUGCUGCUGUCACGCUGCACGGUGUAGCGAUACUAACAAAGUACCCGUACGUUAAAAACGAUGUGAUUUAGCAUAUUUUUAGUGUCGAUACUUCAUUAAAAGAGCGAUUAGAGCGCACGCGCUGCUCCGCUCCGUUAAAUGUCUGCACGCGCAGCGCUCACACAGCGAGUAGCGUCGUGGCUUAUCUCCGUUGCCUUUCUCCGUGGAAAAAUAUUUUCCGCUAUCCGCCACGGAAUAAAUAACCACGUUUUUCGUUAUACUCUUGUGGAAAUGCCACACACGUCGUGACAUGUAGCGCCCUGGUGUCUGGGGUCAUAACGUCACCCGGAGGCGCACUCAGCUCCGUGAAUGUCUCCGACUACGUGAAUGACUUCCGCAUCCAGCGCCACGUGAGCAGCAGCAGCCAAUUAGAUUCAUCAACAGAGGAGCAGCUCAGCGCUGAUUGGCUCUCACAACACAGCGUUCCGUCUCUCCCUCCGCUCUGGUUUCCCCUGCGCCGCUCUGCACUCAACUCAACUUUGUUUAUACUCCGUGACUUAUUGAGCGCCGUAAUAAUCGCGCGACACAACGAAUCGAUAAUGAAAUUCGUUGCCAACUAUUUUAAUAAUCGAUUUUUAUCGAUUUUAUCGAUUUGUUGUUGCAGCCCUAAUGUCUUGUAUUAGCUAACGCAUGAGAUGGUGGUUUUGUAGGACUCGAGUCUCUUCUGGAACAUAUCGGCCUCGAACUCUAAAGUGCCUUCGUUAAAAAGGUCUUGUGUAGAAUUGUCAGAGCGAAACACGAGAAAAAUGUUUCUGCCAAACCUCGUUUAACUUUGCGGAAACAUUGACGUGCGUACGACCUGAAGCGUGUGUGUGUGUGUGUGUGUGUGUGUGUGUGUGUAGAUAUAAGCCGGUGUAUUUGGCCCACUGAUGAUGGAUUUCUGCAGAAAGCGAAACGCGGUCGGCCCCCCGUGUCCUGACUUUAAAAAGGAACCGAGUUGGCAGGACUCUCAUCGAAACGACCGUCUACUGUGUUAAACCAGUUUUUAUUCAUGCGUUUAAAUCCAGUAGAACAUCACGUAUCUCCAGGUACACCUUUUUGAUACUUCUAAAUAUGAGACAAUGCAUUGUUUACAUUCAUAUAAAAUGACAACUAAGCAACUCAGAGGACAAUAAUCCAGAAAAAGGUUUAUGGUAUUUCAGCAUUUAUGAUUUUUCUUUGAUUCAUUAUAGUACAGCGUGCCAGGCAGGCUAAGCACCUCUGGUAUUGCAUGUUAUGCGAUAUAUUAACCAGCUACUUAAAAAACAAACAGUUUGCACCGUCACACUGCCAGAAUAUUUGUGUAUUAUUUUUAGUGUAGUAAUUAAUAGGCUUAAUAGCUUCUGCAAGCUUCACUGCUACUGGGAAAGGUAUUAAUGUAGUUUCUUGUUCCGCAUCUAGAUAUUUGAAUGUCGUUGUGCAUCCACAGAGCAGAUUUCCAAAACUAUGAUGUAAUCUUCGGCAUCUCAUUUUAACUCCAUCUGAGUCGACGGGUCAGUGCUUCUGCUAAUCUCACGCUGGAUGAUGUCACAGACCUGGGCUGCUGUAGCAGCGCCGACAGGUAAACGUACAGUCGUUGGGUUUCUCUUCCCCCGGUAGAGCGGCUCUCACAGGGCCACAGGGUCGGCCAACGGAAAUAUUGAAAUCUGAAAAUCAACCAAAGUGGUGUACGACAUGUCCACGUGUGUAUUCUAGAAAGUGAAAUGUACCCGUGAACAUAAUUCUAAUGAUUCCUACGGUAUAAUGGGACGUAUUGGUCUUCAGGGCGGAGCGCCGAGGCCGCCCGGGUGUAACCGACAGCGAGGACUUCUGCUUUUGGGUGGAUUUUUGCUUUAAUAUUUCCUCACAGGAUAAUGCCAAUGGAUUUUGGUUUCCAACAAUAAUGGACUUGAGCCCUUUAAAAAAAAAAAUGUUUUGGCAGUUUUACCAAAGAUUUUGAACUGUUAUUUCUUUUCUUUGUUGCUACAUUUUACUAUUUGUUUUAUUUCAGUAACAAAAAAACCUACAUUUAUUUUGCAACAGUAAUCACCUAGUACCGUAACGAGAUAAUGUUCAUUAACGGCAUCUUUAAGUUAGCGAUAGUGAGUUGAGAACAUAAAUGCAUGACUCCAACCUUACUAAAUGUGUAUUUGUUCAUUUGAUUGCGUGUUAUAGGGCAGGCCUGUGCAAUGGUGGCUAGCACACGGCCAGCUUAAGGGAGGAUCCAGCAUCAGUUUACAUGUUGUUGUCUCCAGUGAUGACUGUGUGCUUCUGAAGUGGCCGCACACACGCGGUUUGUUGACUUUGCUUCACUACAUAAUCUCAAUCACUGUGUGUUACCCAUUAUAUGCUGUUAUGUAAGGGGCUUUCUUUCUAUCUGACUCUUUUAUUUUUUAAUUUAUAUUUCUUAAAAGCAGGGUCCAAAUUUAUUUUUAGUUUUUGUACAACUGACGGGACGGACGACGACUGUGAGAAACAUCGAUGGCAGGUACAGACGUAAUUAAAACUGAGUGGUUAUUCAUAUUUGUUGUUGGUUUCAAGUGGUCUACUAGCCCCCAAUUCAGUUAGUUUUUUUUAAUCACUUAAUAAGCACAGCUUUCAUUUCUUUAGAUUUGUUAAAUUAAUCUCAAACGGACCAGCUACAAGUACAUCUGUGCCUUUUUUUAUUUUUAUGAUUACAUAAUGUUGAUUGGUAUGAAAAGAAUAUGUCUCGGCGACAGUGUUUGCUCUCGGUAAAAUGGCAACAAAUUAAACCUGUUGAAUUGGAAUCAAAAUUCCAGUGCCUUACUUAUUUUUAUUGUUGUGGACCACAAUGUGACCGCUAGAGGGGCCUCUCCAUCAAGGCCUCGCUUAAUGGUUCCAAAAGAGGAAGCAAAGGUUCGGACGUGGCUGAUUAUCGUCCGUCUCGGUCUGUUUAUGCCAAACCGUGAAAAAGAAACCGCAAUACUGAAACUGUUGAAGACACAAUUUUGAUCUCAAUAAGUCAUCUGGCACCAAAAACUCACAUGUUGGUAAGGAAAAGCACCAAAAUGGGAAAACUUGUGUAAAUGAGCUGUAAUCGAUGUGUCAUGAUGUUCUGCAUUGGAAUAGGUUCAUCUAUUUUGCAUUAUUGUUAGUUGUUAGUUUUGUUUUUAAUAUUAUGAAAAUGGAAGCUUGACAAUUUAUGCAAUCUUGUACGAUGAUAUGAUGUAUAGGGCUUUUUCAAAUUAAGUAUAAUACAACGGGUGUUGUCAGCAGUAAAUCUGAAUGUGGAACCAGUGGUUUCAGACACUUUGGAACAUUUCAGUAGAAAUUAUAUUUUAACAUUGAAGCCCUGAAAUAUUGAAUGUAUUGUUCUGAAUUGGAUAUGAAAUGAACAGGUCACUGGAUAUUAUGGCGCUCGGUUAAUUCAUUAUGAUGUAGCAUCUAGAUGUGAAUUGCUAUUCAAUAAAAUGUAUUAGUACUAAAACAAAUGCAAGUUUUCACAUAUUUUUAAGCAUAAUGAAGAAAUUGAGGAAAUAUAUAUAUUUUUCUCCGGGUCAUAAAGUGAUUUAAUAGAUAAUGUGUUAAAUUUGAAAACUGCAUUUCAUGGAUUGAUUUACUGUCAGUGGGUUUAGACAUUAUUUAUAGAUUAAACAAUAUGUCCCUUAUUUUGUGAUGUGCUAUAUGGAUAUUUAGGAAAUUCUCUUCUGUUAAUUGUAGAAAUGAUUAUGUUGGUUUAUUGAUUUGUUUGUGUUGCAGAACAUAAAACUAAGUCUUAGAAUACUUCAAUAGAUUGAGGAUUGUGUACAGAAUAUUUUCUGUAGUGCAUUACUAGUAUGUUAGCACAUGUUAAAUUGUUACACUACAGUUAUGCAAUGGUUUACAGAGUUCACAAAAUUAUUUUUAUCUUGAGUAUUAAAAUCAUUUUUCAUCUGAAA